Messenger RNA from Acanthocheilonema viteae, 1278 nucleotides. Lineage: Eukaryota; Metazoa; Nematoda; Chromadorea; Rhabditida; Onchocercidae. The record is from the annotation of a GenBank genome assembly.
AUGUUGUCAGUACCAUCAUUCUCGGCAUCACAAUCCAAUGAUGAGCAGCAGCAACAACAACAACAACAACAACAACAGCAGCAGCAUCAGCAUCAAUCGGCGCUUGUUAUCAAUAUAUCGAAUAAUAUACGAUCAACGGAUAACAACAGUAAUAAUAACAACAAUAACAACAACAAUAGUAAUAACAGUAACAAUAAUGGCGCCAAUGAUAGUGCUACUGUUAGUACCAGUAAUUAUACUCAGGUUAUUAAACCAACAUGUGAAGCAUUUCAAGAAUUAAGCGAACGAUGGCCACCACCACCACCACCACCACCACCACCAUCAUUACCAUCAUCAUCAUCAUUACCACAAUCAUCAUUAUCAUUACCAUCAACGGCAACUAUGCCACAAUCGGUAUUACAACCUUAUCAACCACAUUCUGUUACUGCUACACCAUUUCAGUUGCUAUUUCCGCCAUCUCAACCAGAUUGGACAACCUAUCAUGAGCAUCAUCAGCAUCAUAUUCAUCAACAAUUAUUACAUCAACAACAUAAUCAACAACACCAACAACAACAGCAACAGCAGCAACAGCAGCAACAGCAUCAUCAUCAACAAUUAUCAUUAAUGUCCAUUCCGCAAGUAAUUCCGUCAUCACAUCUUGCAAAUACCGGUAUAAUGGAAAUGAAGCAAGAACCGGAACGUCCGGAUGUCAUACAGCGUCUUUCUGCUGCUGCACCUUCAUCAUGGCCUUAUGCAUUUGCCCAAGAAGAUUUGCCACUCUCAUCAUCACAACUUGCUGAUGAAACGGAUUCCACGUGUUCUGAAGAUUUGGAAGCAUUUGCAAAAACUUUCAAACAACGUCGUAUCAAACUUGGUUAUACGCAAGCUGAUGUUGGUUUAGCGCUUGGUACUCUAUAUGGUAACGUAUUCAGUCAAACUACCAUUUGUCGUUUUGAAGCAUUACAAUUAAGUUUUAAAAAUAUGUGUAAACUAAAGCCAUUACUGUAUAAAUGGCUUGAAGAAGCUGAUUCUACCAGUUCCUCACCAAAUAGCGCUUUUGAAAAAAUGACAGGACAAGGUGGUCGUAAGAGGAAAAAGCGAACAUCAAUUGAGAAAAAUCCUAAGCCAAAUGCCCAAGAAAUUGCUCAGGUUGCAAUGGAGCUACAACUGGAAAAGGAAGUGGUUCGAGUGUGGUUUUGCAAUCGAAGACAAAAAGAGAAGCGAAUGACACCUCAGUAUGGUCAGGAACUUUUAUUAAAUCCUAAUAAUUAUCCACCGGAUACUUUUGUUUACACAUAG